Messenger RNA from Symbiodinium sp. CCMP2592, 4980 nucleotides. NCBI's taxonomy places the organism in Eukaryota, Dinophyceae, Suessiales, Symbiodiniaceae. The record is from the annotation of a GenBank genome assembly.
AUGAAGCAAUUGUUAUGGCCGCGAUUCUCCUGGGCCAUGAUUUGGACAAUUCUAUCCAUGGCUGCUGCAAUGAAGCUCGGGCAGGAGUCGAACACCGAUGCAGAAGCUACCGUCCACAUGCACACCGCAGACUCUGAACACCUUCACGGGUCUGCAGGCGAGAUGCAGCGCAAGCUGCUGGCCCGCUCGAGAAGCACGUCGAAUGAGCGAGCCAGCGCAUUCGUAUCAAGUUCUGAUGACUCACUCGAUGCCGCAGUGUCGGGAAAGAUUUUCGGCAGCAUCGUCGACACUUUUGAACAGCUGGGAAGCGUUCUUACGGAUGCAGGCAUGGAAAUCGGCACGGCUGUGGGCAAUUCCGCCAUGGUGAUCGGCAAACGAGUCAUCGAACCACCGAAGUUGAAAUUCGAUGAAGGCUUGCUGGGUGUAGUCAGUUCCAUCGGAACAGCUCCCCUACAGCUCAGCGACAGAACCACUGAUGUUAUAUCAGUUACAGCGCGGCAAGCAACCCAGCUGGCACGAACCACGUUGGAGCAUGCGAAGAAAGGAGUUGCACAGGGCGAGAAGAUCGCCUCAAAGGUUGGGAACCUCAUCGUAGACAAGGCCAGUGUGUUGGGAAACCCGAUCGACAAGGUUGGGCCUUUGGCAGCAGGCUUGCUGAGUGACGCCUGGAGUGAGAUCAAGUCGUCCCUCAGUUGCUUCGACAUCAAGCUCUCUCUUUGCCACCUCCUGCUUGAGAGGCAGUGUGAUUGCGACGCAGGAAGCUACGUCAACAUCACGGGCGACUGGAUGGAAGUGCGGUGCGUCUUCUCGCGCACCUCCGAGUUUACAAAAUCUUUGGGUGUCAGGGCCACGGUGGACAGUGAUGGCGACAGCAACCUCCUGCCCGGAGGCGAGUAUGAGGAGGCCUAUUCGACGUGGGAAGACCUAAAAACGUCCACAGAGGGCUUGAACGCGAUGCAAGCGGAAGGCCCGGAGGGCGCCUGCGAAACAGAACUGAAAGUGGCCGUGGACGGGAAGACGCAGUGGAGCCCCGACAUGACCGUGUAUGUGGAGGAGAACGGAGACACCAGGAUCAGAAUCAGCGCCUCAGUUCAGGGCUCCUACGACACGAUCGUUACAGGACAGGGCAGCUGCAGCUACACGCUCAGACGAGGCAUACCGGAACAGCCCAAGACGAAGGUGUUUUGUGCCGGGAAGUUCUGCGUCAUGAUCUCGCUUCAAAUGAUUGCAGAACUGGUUGGAGAGGGGGUCCUCACUGGAACCAUCGACAUGUCGAACGAUGUCGAAUUCCAGAUCUCCGCCGAAGUCUUCGCCAAGAAGAACGGCGAGUUCACAGUUUCUUUUAGCAGCAACGAAGUCACGCACGAGGAAGCCGCUCAGAUCGGGGCGAGUGCAGAAGCAAGGUUGACACUCAGUGUGGGGCCAGAGCUCGUAGUGUGGCCUAUGCCUGGUAUUCCGAUUACACUUGCGCCCAAGUUCCACGCUGAAGCCAAAGCGAAGGGCACUAUCGGAGUCCCUGCAAGCUCGCUCCUUCAGGAAUCGGAGUCGGUGUCCCAUCCCGGGAACCGCCCAAAUGCAAGCGUGGAGCUGCUGGAGUCCAAGACCCUGACCGACAAGCUGAAGCCGUGCCAUGCCGCCGCCGUGAGUUUGUACACCGACUUUACCAUCACCGGCUUCGGGAUCCCACAGUGGUUGAAAGAUUGGUUGAAGGACGAUUUUCUCCAGAGCAGGAUCAGAGACGCCAUCAAAGAAGGUGCAAAAGCGAUGCUGCAGAUGUGGCCAGACGAUUGCGUCCCUGGUGGUGAGGUCAAGCUCAAAGUCGAGCAGGCUGCCAUUGAUGCAGGGCAUGCUAUUGCGGCCCUUAUCCCCGGGCUGCAGAUCAACUGGGACUUGAAGCCGAUUCUCCUGCUAAAGCCUCAGAUCUUCUUCUGUAAGGAGGUGUGGACAGCACCGGAGAGGCCGGAGUUCGAGAAGGCCCCCUGCGCCGAAGACCUCGGGUGCCGGACCGCUGGCCAGGACCCGCCCGAUGACUCGGAGGUGGAGGCUGUGCCGCCGGAGCAGGUGGUCACAAAAAGUCUAGAGUCAGAGGACGCCUCGUCCUGCCCCAGCGGUCUCAAAAUGGGCGACCGCCUGAUCGAGCUGGGCGACUUUCGCAUCGCCGAAAUCGAUGUGAACCACCUUUCGCUCUCGCACAGGGACGGGAGGGUCGGCGUGGUGUGGAAGAGCGACGGAGAAGUUUGGCGCGGCCAUCUUCGCGAAGGAAGAACAGAAACUACAUGGGCGAAAUACAACUCCUGGGGACUGAACAGGCCUGUCGGACCUGGAAAAGGCGAAAACAUUAAGUUCGGCUAUGAGUUUAUCCAGAUUGGCAAGUUCCGCCUCGGGGCCAUCGCCAACGAAGACCACUCAUACUUCUCGGUCUCGCAUGCUACAACCGGGAAGACGGCGAUGGUCUUAGACGACGAAGGGACUCACAUGUGGGGACCCCGCGAUGACAAAGAUGUCAUGGAUCGCCCUGACGGAGUUGCGGCGGGCAUAAGCUAUGGAGACAAGUGGAUACAAAUUGGCGACUUCCGAUUUGGAGAUGCAAACGGCAACUUUGCAUUUCUCCACACCAGCAAUGUCACUCUGGAAGUGUACACGAGUGCAGGUGACUUCAUAGAGGCAGAUGAUCGUGGAGCAAUAGGAGCCAGCCUGCUUAGUUUACCUCCGGCCAGUUGGACGUGCCCGAGCAUCGGAGAUAUCGGCCACGGUAAGUGCAGCGAGGACUUCGGAGGGUGGGGGGAUCGCUUCGUCCAGCUGGGAGACUGGCGUCUGGCAGCUAUCGAUGAAGACAACUUCGCUUUUGUGCACAAGAACGGCGAGAAUUCCGAGAUCUUCAAGAGCGACGGCACCCGCGUGCAGGGACGAUUCAGUGACCGCGUCUGGCGGAGGCCCCUCGGCUUUCCCUACGGUAUCACCUUCGGGCAAAACUUCAUCCAGAUCGGCAGCUUCCGCUUGGCAGCGUUUGACUGGAAUCACCUGUCAAUCUCUCACCAGAGUCACCAGACACCGCAGACCUGGCGUGGACAUGAUGCGAGCUUGUGGCCUAAGCUUAACAGUAUCUGGAAUGCUUGGCAAGGCCGCGACGCCAUCACCGCUGGCCCUCCUGCAGGCGUCGGGUACGGGGACAGGUACUUGCAACUUGGCAGGUUCCGCAUCGGAGUGGCGGACUCUACAAACAAUUGGCUGUUCGUGACCCACACUGACGACGGCGGUGACGGGAGGGUCAUUCAGGCCUGGAAAUCAGAUGGCACCGUGCAUGACGGCCGGCGCCGUCGCCAGUGGACGCACGAAAUGAACCAUCGCAUCACACAGUGGCACUGUGGCAACAUCCAGGCCAAGCUCGGCACCUGCAGUGGGAUCACGACAGGUCCUGGCUUCAUCCAAUUCGGGGACUGGAGAAUGGCGGCCGUUGACAAGUACCACUUCUCCAUCUCGCACCGCUCCAGAUUGUCCUCCGUGAUUUUCAGGGGGUCGGAUGGGACGGUCCACGAUGGACCCUUCCCUCACAACCCCCCUUCGAAAAAUGGUUGGGACAAUCGCGAGUCCGGGUAUGUGCCUGCGGGGGACCUGCAGGAAGUGAAGAUCGGAAAUCGUUUCAUCGAGUUCGGCAAGUUUUGGCGGGUGGGCGAAUUUAACGCUAUGCUUUCCAUCUCUCAUUCCAGUGGCCAGACACCGCUGGUCUUCCAGGAAGAUGGUACCUUGGUGCCAGGGCCCAGCACGGAUAACAACCUUUUCAUUCGUCGUGGGGAGCCCAAGGGCGUCACCUUCGGUGAUCGCUUUGUGCAAAUCGGCAACUUCCGACUUGGAGACGUGGACGGGUGGCACUUCUCGAUCUCGCAUGUGGAGAAUGGCGCGCUGCUCGAUCUUUACACAGGAGAUGGUCUUCGCCCUGGUGGCGAUGGACGUGAGAUGUACAUGACGACGGUUGGUCGUCCGCUGCAGAGCUGCAAGGUUUUACCCGAAAAGCCUCGCCUGUUCAGCUUCGAUACCUUGUAUGCGCUCUACCACCCGGUGUACAAGCGCUACCUGAGUUUGAGUUCGGCGGCAGACAUGACAUCCGUGGCGGUCUCCAGUGGACCGAGCGACUUGCCUUACGAUCGGGCCCACGAGCGCUUCGCGGUCGUUGACGCCGGCAACGGCCUCUUUGGGCUGCACAAUGCCAAGAACAACAGGUUCAUGAUGCUGGAAGGAGUGGAGAUGAUGGCCUCUCCACUUCGAGCUGCUGCGUUUGGGGUGAAGGAAAACUGGGUGAGCGUGAAAUUUGAGAUCGUCGAUGCAGGUGAUGGUAUGGUGGGACUUUACAGCCCCUUCCACAAGCGUCUCGCACAAAUGCGCUCCGACGGCACGGUUCGAGCCACGAACGGACAGAUUUUUGAUGCCCAGGACCUGUCACAAAACCCGACUUGGACAGGGGAGCGCUUCUACAUGGUGCCAGUGAAGAAUUACCUUCAGCCUGCCACCAUGGUGGGCCUGUGGAACCCAACUGAGCGGCGUUUCCUCCAGAUGGACGGCGGAGUUCGCAUGGAAGGCACCGGUCAACUUGACGCCAAUUACCUCCAAGACAGCCAUACCUGGGAGCGGUUCCGGGUGGUUGAUGCCGGCAACGGGAUGGUUGCGCUGCACAACUACCAUUGGAAUAGGUAUGUCAGGAUGAUAUGGAAUGGGCAGCAGCAUGCGAUGACUGUAAGCUCGGUGUCUCCUUCCACCAGUGUCGAGCUCCCCGACGGUUGGGCUGACACAGUGGCCUUCGUCCCGGUGCCGAUCAACACGGGCAGCAAUGAGAUCGCCUUGUGGCAUCCCGGUCAUAGUCGGGCUAUGCAGAUGCAGGGUCACAUCGUGUCUCCCAGCGGAAGGUGCCAAGCGCAGGAUUUGAACAGUGGCUGGGCUGCGGCCACCUUCAGGGUGGUUCUGCUCAACGAUCCCACGCUCAUCUGA